CAGCUUUUAAGGGAAAUGUUUUUGUUGUUGACUUUAAAUCAACGAAUGGUAAGACAAUCGUUCCCACAAUUCAUAUCUUAGAAGAUUGUACUAAAACACAAGAGAGAAAAAAACUCGCAACAGAAGACCAGAACGACUUUUCUUCUUACAAAAGCAAGAUGUAUAUUCCCGGUGUUACGGUGAACAUCAGUAACAAUUCAGUCAUCUUCUGUCCUGCUUAUCGCCAGAGCCUUGCUCUACAGAUUGGUAAAACUGGUCUUUACGCUUUGAUCAUAUCACUGUCGCUGAUUGGAAAUACCAUUGUCAUCCUCACAGUCUACAAAAACCAACAUAUGCGAAGUGUUACAAACUUAUUCAUCUCCAGCCUGGCGGCAAGCGAUCUUCUCAUUACCUUUCUUGGCAUGCCGAACAUGAUUACCCAAGUGUAUCUUUUUGAUAAAUGGAUUUUUGGCGAAGCCGUGUGCAAGAUGGUAGUUUUUUUACAAAGCGUCUCUGUAGCCAGUUCAGUUCUCACGCUAUUGGUCAUCACCAAAGAUCGCUUUGUGGCUAUCAUUUUCCCGUUUCACGCGCGUAUGGAAUUUAACGCUGCUAGAAUCAUACUUGCAGUUAUUUGGGUAGUUGCACUCGGUGUGAUGGCGCCUUUGAUUUAUGCAACGCGAGUUCAAACUGGCGAACUUGGAUACGAAGUUUGUUACGAAGACUGGGCGCCCGCUUUUGACCGCAUCAACGCGCCAAAGAACUACACAGUUAUUCUCUUUGUAACUCUUUAUUUAAUUCCUUUAAUCACAAUGGCUGUGUUAUACUCAAUUAUCGCGAGGAAACUUUGGAGAAGAAAGCAAGUCGGGGAACAAGUCACCAAUGUUGACCCAGCACAAACAUCGCGCAAGAAAGUAAUAAAAAUGCUGAUUACCGUUGUUGUGUUGUUCGCAGCGUGCUGGCUUCCUCUGUAUGUAUAUCAAUUUAUUGGCUUUUUUGCUCUCCAUAGGUUUCCAUGCUUUGAUUACAACUAUAUUUUUUAUUUCACAUCGUUGUUUUUGAGCCAUGCAAACUCAGCUAUCAACCCUUUUCUCUACGCGCUGUUUAAUCGAAAUUACCGCGAAGGUUUUCGCGUGGCUUGUCGCUGUUUCCGGGGACAGAAGGAGCAGAGAGCCGGUGAGAAUAGGAGGACCAUGCACUUCAAUACAUCCGUCAUACGGAAUGGUUCAGAUGAAUCGCCUCCUCAAGAAGGUGUCAAAAACACUCAGCUAAAACCAGCUUUAACCAAAAGUGACUGUCAUAGCUUUUUUGCAUUGGGAUAUACUAGAACUUUCUCCCCAAACAAAACGAUUUACGAAAAAAGUGAAGGAAAGGCCAAAAAACAGGAUGGAAUCACUGGAAUUUCUUUCGCGUCGAGGCGCCGUUCGGAUUCUGAGUCGUUAAGCGGUAGUGUUAUAAUGCAGUUUUCGAAUCUUUGCUAUGAGAACGAUACUGACGACUUACAAUGAUUGAUAUCAUAUAUUCAGCAAUGACAUCUAACUAUACAUUCUCCUCAAAGUGAGUAAUCAUGUUAAAGGCAUUUAACCGGCAACAUCACAUAGUCCAGUCCAUAAUCAUAGCUUCUUUCUGCAAAGAUAACGAGACGGAUAACACUCCAACAGACAAUAGAAAAUAUUUAUUCUAACUAGCGUGGUACCCAAAGAAAGAUGGGGAUUUUAUCUAAGGGAUUGUUAUUUAAUUCUAGGAUAAUCAGUAAUAAACCCGGCUUAAAAAGUUUUGUCCCGGCACUAGUCAGUCCAUGUAGUAAAUUAAGCAGCAAGUUGGAAUUGUAAAUGUAAAUGAAAGCUUGAAAUCAAUAAACGUAUCUACACAAAAAGGGA
Molecule: messenger RNA, 1856 nt
Organism: Actinia tenebrosa (Australian red waratah sea anemone)
Lineage: Eukaryota; Metazoa; Cnidaria; Anthozoa; Actiniaria; Actiniidae
Product: QRFP-like peptide receptor
Biological process (GO): G protein-coupled receptor signaling pathway
Cellular component (GO): plasma membrane
Molecular function (GO): neuropeptide Y receptor activity
Source: RefSeq, a predicted model, not a curated record